Tribolium castaneum (red flour beetle) is the source of this 1964-nucleotide messenger RNA. RefSeq names its product porcupine (gene por). Gene Ontology annotation, molecular function: Wnt-protein binding; palmitoleoyltransferase activity. The transcript is spliced from 7 exons. Lineage: Eukaryota; Metazoa; Arthropoda; Insecta; Coleoptera; Tenebrionidae. The coding region runs from base 588 to 1943 and encodes 451 amino acids. Gene Ontology annotation, biological process: protein palmitoylation; lipid modification; Wnt protein secretion. The record is from RefSeq and is a predicted model, not a curated record. Gene Ontology annotation, cellular component: endoplasmic reticulum; membrane.
UUAGUGGUAGAGCUCGGAAACUCUGUAAACGACCACGAUAGGCGGAGCCAAUGCGUACUUCAUCGAGUGAGGAGAUUGAGCAGUGGCGUAGCAAAAAACUAUUCUAUGAUCAAGAAGGGUUUGAGAUUCAUAAUUUGUAGUAGUUAAAAUUUCCUCUAUUCAAUAAUUGCAAGAUGAAAUAGUAAAAAUCAUAUCUAAUGCUAAUACACGUUGAUUUCCUAGAAAUACAAAGCAGAGAGGUCGAAUAAAUAAAAAUACACAAUGAGUAAAGAGUAAAAACGCGUUUAUUGCAAAAAAUGUUUCUACUGGUAUCUUUACUAUAACUGGUAAUAUUGAAAUGUUAAACUUUAAGACGAAUUCCCUACACAUGUAAGUACACGCCACGCCACUGUUUUCUGCCAACACCCCUAAUUUAAAGAUUGGACUCGUCCGAGACGAGUUUUCGUCUCUGCGCACUCCUACCACCGUGGACGAUCUGUCAUUUCGCGGACUCUAAAAAGUAUUGUUGGUUGCCUGCCGCCCAACCAUAACCUUAAACAUUAGACAAAACGAAUUUUUCCUUAAAUUACUGAAAUAAUGUGAUAAUAAUGUCCAUAAUCCCGGAAGAUGGAGAUCUGGAAGAAUACUUUCGUGAAUACUCUGAUAUGUACUAUGAAGAAACCGCCUUAGAUAUUUGGAACAAUUGUGUUGUACUCUCUAUUUUAAGUGUAGUCCCUUCCGUCCUCUCUUUAGUUGUACCAAAUUUAGUAUUUGGAUGUCUGGUGUCCACGGGUUUCAUCCCCUUGUCAGUAUUACAUUUCAGCACCGGUUGCAUUGGUAUUUAUUUAGUGUCAACGCUUGAAUCUCAUUUUGGGAAAAUUGUUUUAUUAUUUUGUUGGAUUAUUUCGUACGUUUUGCUCUAUACGGGCUUCCAAUUGAAAAAAUACUCUAAAAGCUCCAUAUCCCUAAAACUCACCUUUAUAAUCCUCUUAGUGCUAUGCGAAUAUUACUUGAUUGAGGCAGAAGUGUGGCUUCAAAUUCGCGGAAUCGUCAUGGUUUUGGUAAUGAAGGUUUUGUCGUUAGCUGACGAUAUAAACAAAUUAGACGCAAUGCCGGGCUUUAUUCAGUAUUUUGGGUACACGUUAUGUGGGGCCAAUGUCAUGUUUGGGCCCUGGAUUUCAUUUAGCGAUUACUUGAAUUUUUACAAGAAGCCUACGAAAAAGAAUCUCAUUUGGAUUUGUGCAAUUGUUAAAGUCCUCACCACGUCGUUGUUUUUUCUAACUUUGUCAAACUGUUGGAGCGGUUACAUCAUAUCAGAUGACGCGAAUCGAUGGCUGAUAGCAUACAAAGAAGCAUUUGCGUUCAGGACAAGUCAUUACUUUAUUAGUUAUUUGGCAGAAGUUGGAAUGAUCGCCGCUGGUUUCACGAACUCCUCAAAGCGCGAUUCUUUGAAUCAGUACAGAUUCGUCAUAACCGAGCCUCUGGAGAUCGAAUUCCCGUCAUCUCUGUCAAUAGUCGUCAAGAAAUGGAACCAACCGAUGCACGAUUUUCUCAAAAAAUAUGUUUAUUAUUCGUGGUUGGGUUUCGGGAAGUUUUACGCAAUUCUCGCAACCUUCCUAAUUUCUUCGUUACUCCACGGCCUUGAACUUAAAGUCUCCAUGGUUUUAGUCUCGAUUGGGGUAUUCUCGUAUUUACAAGUGGUGCCAAGGGACCGAAUUGCCGAAAUAUUUGAUUAUUGCGUGAGAGUCCGUCCUUGUAAAGACUGUAAACAUAAAUAUAAACGUGAUAAUAUUAGAGUUAGGAUUAUUUUACUCAUUUAUUCGCUCGCGACAGUAUUCCAUUUGGCUUAUUUAGGGGUCCUCAUGGACCCCUCAACCAACGAAAUCGGAAUCUACGAGAAAUGGCAGAAUCUCUACUUUAUUAGUCACAUCGUAAUGUUCUUCAAUGUAAUGGUCAUUUUGUGAAUAAAAAUAGCUAAAACCACA